Meloidogyne enterolobii is the source of this 1808-nucleotide messenger RNA. The record is from the annotation of a GenBank genome assembly. Lineage: Eukaryota; Metazoa; Nematoda; Chromadorea; Rhabditida; Meloidogynidae.
UGUUGUUUGAUUGUUGAUCCCGUUCUUCAUUUUUUGCGCAUUCUUGUAUUUUUAAUGGAAAUCCAUUUUUCAACUAUCAGCUUUGAGGGUAACCCUCUCCCCUUGAAACCUUUCCUUUUUUUAAAAAAUUGUUAAAUUUUUGUGUUUAUCUUUAACUUAUAAAAAUUCUUUUUUGGCUAUCAUCUUAAAUAUUUUGUUGUUGAUAUAUAUUUGAUAAUUUUACUUUUCUUUUUUUGGGUUAAUAAAGCUUUAUUUUUCAAAUAUUAUUUUUUGUUAUAUUUAUUUUUUUUAAAUUUUAUAUCUAUUUUUAAAAAAAUUUUUUGAUUAUAUAUUUUUUUAGAAACAGGCUACUAAUUAGAAUAAUAAUAAUGGCAAAACAUUAUGUCUUCAAGAUGAUGGUUAUGAAUGAAGAUAAGGAUGGAACAAAAGAACCAACAGAAGAUGUAAGCCCCAAUCAACUCUUAUAUGGUCCACGAAUAAUAAAUCCUGAAACGACCAAAAAGCGACCAAAACCUCAAAAUUCAAUUCCUCGUUCAAAAUCUCCUGAUGACAUUUCUCUUCAUUCAAUUUCUUCCUCUUCCACCGAUCUAUCUUCGCCCCCUAGAGCAUUUCCGAAAAGAUCAAAAAUUGUUCCAGAGAAGAAAGCAACUUAUCAAAUAAAUAUUAAAAAGUCUCGCUGGGAACCAAUUUCGUCUGGAGAGGAAAGGAGAAGAUUUGAAUCAUUACGAGAAUCCAAAAAAGCCAAAAAGUUGAAGAAGAAAAAGACUAAAGGGAAAAGAAGGAAGGAAAUGGUGAAUGAAGCUCAUAGGGAUGGAGAUCAUUUUCGCCCUCUAAAAAAAUUUAUUAAUAAUAGAAGAAAGCUUGCAACAGAAUUGAUGGACAGUGUUGAUUUGGAAACACUUUAUGAAAUAUUUCCUGAACUUGAGGAAAAAACAGAAGUUGAAGCACACAAAAUUGUUUAUGAUAUACUUUGUGGAAUGUCUAAAGCAAGAAUAUUGGCUGAUUUGAACGGAGAAGAAUUACCUGAAAGUUCAUCAGAAUCCGAAGACGAAGAUUUAAGUUCAAAUCAAGAAGACAAUGAAGAAUUAAAUCAAUCUUUAAGUAGUGAAAGUGAACAAACUCCAAAAAGCCAAUCAAGUCAAUCAACUGUUGAAAGCAAUAAAAUAAUUGAAAAUAAAGAAGAAAAUGAAGAACAAAUUUCAAUAAAAAUAAUUAGAAAAAAGAAGAAAAAGAAUAAAAAUGAUGAUUUAGAAGAGGGGGAAAUUCGUUCAAAAAUGAGCAUUUCUGAAGAGGAACAAGAAGAAGAAGAAUUGAUGGAAACAAUAACUAAUAGUGACGAUUUUGAAGAGGAAAAAGUUGUGGAAGCUAAAAAGAAGGUUGAAAAUUGUGUUGGUGUUGUUGAAGAGAAGAAGAAGAGAGUUGAAGAGAAGAGGAAGGAAAAGGACGUUCAACCCAAUAAAAUCAAAAUAGAGCCUACUUUUAUUGUUUCUGUUGAUUGUGGUUCACUUUCUGACAAAUACCCAGAAGAGGAUUCUGAAGAAGACGAUGAUGACAAUUCAUCCCAAAAUUAUUCAGAAAAAGACGAAAGUUUUGAGCAAAGAAUUGUUUGUAUAUUACCCCCUUCACCUUCAACAUCGCUUAUAAUUAAUGAAAUUGGAAGGGAAGAGGGAGAAGAGGAGGAGGAUAAAAAUGUGAAUGAAGAAGAAAACCAUGAGAAAGAAGAAACUCAUUUAAUUAUAUCUUCCCCAUCAUAUUCUUCUAAUUUAAAAAAUGGAGUGAUUUUGGAAGGUGAUGAUUCUAAAUUAUAA